Molecule: messenger RNA, 933 nt
Organism: Arvicanthis niloticus (Nile rat)
Lineage: Eukaryota; Metazoa; Chordata; Mammalia; Rodentia; Muridae
Gene: Kcnk17
Product: potassium two pore domain channel subfamily K member 17
Biological process (GO): stabilization of membrane potential; potassium ion transmembrane transport
Cellular component (GO): plasma membrane
Molecular function (GO): potassium ion leak channel activity; outward rectifier potassium channel activity
Source: RefSeq, a predicted model, not a curated record
AUGCGGGGCACCGGGCUCCAGCUGCUCUCCGUCCUGGCUUAUUUGUUGCUGGGCAUUGGAGUGUUCUGGGCUCUGGAGUGUCGAGUGUUCGGGGACCCCAGGAGCAGCUUCCAGCGCGACAAGUGGCAGCUGCUACAGGACUACAUGUGUUUGGAUGGCCCUGCGCUAGACCUGCUGAUCCCGGUUAGGGGCCAGCCUGGGGAAAAAGUGGAUUGGGCAGGGGCUCACGGGAUGCAUGAGUAUACAGAUGGGACCAGCCUCCUAGGAAAUACCACCAGCUUGGGGAGCUGGGAGUUUGUGGACUCUUUCUUCUUUUUCGUGUCCACCAUCACCAUUAUUAGUAAUGGCUGGAUAGGGACAGUCUGCAACCUGAGCUUGCAGACCAUGGCUGCCCAUCUCUUCUGUGUAUUCUUUGCUCUCCUUGGAUUGUUCAACCUUGUGGUGCUCAACCACCUCAUGAAGUGUGGGGUGCACAGAUGUGCCCACCGGCUGGAGGACAGUUGGCAGGACUCCUCGGGGGCACGGUGGUUAGGCUCCACUAAGUUGCUCUCAGGUCUCCUGCUCUUCCUGUUGCUGCCUGUGCUUCUCUUCUCCCACAUGGAGGGCUGGAGCCGCGUGGAGAGCUUCUCCUUCACUUUCAUCACACUUAGCGCUGUGGCCUUCGGGGACUACAUGAUCGGCAUGGAUCCUUCUCGAGAGUACCCUCUGUGGUACAAGAGUAUUGUGUCCCUGCGGGUCGAUCCUGUUCCAGUUGGCAAUUCCGGGGGAUGUGGGCACCUGCUCAUACUGCUCAAGAGGAAUUUGAAGGUGGGCCAAGGCCGGCAGGUCCAGAGCCAGACCAGAGUAAAGGCCAUGGCCCAGGCCCUCUUCCAGAGACCUUGGGUCUGGAUAGAGGAAGCAAGGAUGAUGCAGAGGUGUGCUUUCCAGAAAUAG